Hipposideros armiger (great roundleaf bat) is the source of this 1673-nucleotide messenger RNA. RefSeq names its product transmembrane protein 134 (gene TMEM134). The coding region runs from base 436 to 1293 and encodes 285 amino acids. NCBI's taxonomy places the organism in Eukaryota, Metazoa, Chordata, Mammalia, Chiroptera, Hipposideridae. The transcript has 7 exons. The record is from RefSeq and is a predicted model, not a curated record.
UUUAAAAGCUCACUUGGCUACUGGGUGGAGAGUGGAUUGGAGGAGAGUGGAAGCAACAAACUUUCUGAGUUUGCACGUUUGCAAGGUGGUGAGAAUGCCCUUCCGGUGCAGGGCCGUGGUGAGUAACGGUAGGGAAACAGUUCCCAGGAAUUUCCUUGGCACUGGAGCAGCGGCCUGGAAUGCAGAAGGCCGAGUCUCCGACCUGGUUGGAUGGCGCGCGGCAGGCAGUCCCUCCAAGCCCUUGGUACAGACCUGGGGACCUGGGGACUGCACCCGAGCGCGGCACCUUUAGUUGAGCGCUGAGGCGGCCGUUAGGCGGCGCCAGGGGCUCAGCGGUCCGAACGAGAGGAGGCCCCGCCCACCAUUCAGCUCGGCGCUCGGCAGCAGUGGCCUGCUGAGGGCAGGGCGGGGGCGUGGCCUCGGCAGGGGCGCCGGAUGUCGAGCUCCCAAGGCGACGGCACGGGGCGGGGCCUGCGCGCGGGGGCGGGGCCGCAGCGACUCCCGGCAGGCUGGCACGGAUGGCGACGGCGUACGGUCCCUGACUUGGCUGGGGCUAUGAGCGCCGCCCGGCCCCAGUUCAGCAUCGAUGACGCCUUCGAGCUGUCCCUGGAGGACGCGGGCCCUGUGCCCGAGUCCAGCGGGGUCUCCCGCUUCGGACCGCUGCACUUCGAGCGCCGGGCCCGGUUCGAGGUGGCCGAUGAGGACAAGCAGUCCCGGCUGCGCUACCAGAACCUGGAGAACGAUGAGGAUGGAGCCCAGGCCUCUCCAGAGCCAGAUGGAGGAGUCAGCAUCAGGGAUUCCUGCCGAACAUCCAUCCGUAGCUCGCAGUGGUCUUUUAGCACCAUCAGCAACAGCACACAGCGCUCCUACAAUGCCUGCUGCAGCUGGACUCAACACCCUUUGAUCCAGAAGAACCGCAGGGUAGUGCUGGCCUCCUUCCUGCUGUUGCUGCUGGGGCUCGACAUUUCCCAGGGCCUGUCAGGUGCCCUGCUCAGAAAACAGAGCUUGGUGAGCUUACCCGGGAGGGUCUCUGCACAUGGGGACCUUCAGCUCAGGUGGGGGACACACCAUUCUUCAGGCCUAAGCCCUGUUGGGGGUUGCGGGUGGAGGUCCCCACCCUGCCCCCUGCUUCCUCCCUCACCCUCGAGGCUUCAUCUGUGUGCAGUGCUGAUCCUGAUCGGCGUGGGACUGGAGGUGGCCCCCUCGCCAGGUGUCUCCAGCGCCAUCUUCUUCGUGCCUGGCUUUCUCUUGUUGGUCCCGGGAGGUGCGAGCAGGCGCCGGUCUACCACGUGAUCUUCAUCUACUGUGCGGUCAAGGGCCACCGAGGCUUCCAGUUCUUCUACCUGCCCUACUUCGAGAAGUGAGCUGACAGCAGACGGCCGGGAUCCACGUCUUCCCCGGCGACCUGUGCAGCCUCCUCGUGUCCCCAGGGGGCGCGCCUCAGCCCGUGCCGCUCCGGUCCUUCAUAUCAACGGAAAAGCCCCUUCAGGACCCUCGAACCUCCAGCCGGGUCUGGAAUUUGCUCAGGAAGCUUGGGACCCGCGGGCCCCGGGUCCACUACCUGGGCCUGGGAAAGUCGCCCCCUCGCCUGCUCUGUGCCUUAACUUAUUCUCAGGCCCUGAGGCUUCUGGGUCCGUGGUGUCUUGUGCUAAUAAAUGGGGUACUUAUAGCCA